UGGAGCUGGGCUUGGAGCCAACGCAGGGCUGCACGCUGGAGCUGGGCUUGGAGCCAACGCCGGCUUGAACGCUGGAGCUGGCCUCAACGCUGGAGCAGGACUCAAUGCCGGUGCCGGCUUGAACGCUGGAGCUGGUCUUGGAGCCAACGCAGGGCUGCACGCUGGAGCUGGGCUUGGAGCCAACGCCGGCUUGAACGCUGGAGCUGGCCUCAACGCUGGAGCGGGCCUCCGCGCGGGUGCAGGGCUCAAUGCCGGUGCCGGCUUGAACGCUGGAGCUGGGCUUGGAGCCAACGCAGGGCUGCACGCUGGAGCUGGGCUUGGAGCCAACGCAGGGCUGCACGCUGGAGCUGGGCUUGGAGCCAACGCCGGCUUGAACGCUGGAGCUGGCCUCAACGCUGGAGCGGGCCUCCGCGCGGGUGCAGGGCUCAAUGCCGGUGCCGGCUUGAACGCUGGAGCUGGGCUUGGAGCCAACGCAGGGCUGCACGCUGGAGCUGGGCUCGGAGCCAACGCCGGAUUGAACGCUGGAGCUGGCCUCAACGCUGGAGCAGGGCUCAAUGCCGGUGCCGGCUUGAACGCUGGAGCUGGGCUUGGAGCCAACGCAGGGCUGCACGCUGGAGCUGGGCUUGGAGCCAACGCCGGCUUGAACGCUGGAGCUGGCCUCAACGCUGGAGCGGGCCUCCGCGCGGCUGGGCUUGGAGCCAACGCAGGGCUGCACGCUGGAGCUGGGCUUGGAGCCAACGCAGGGCUGCACGCUGGAGCUGGGCUUGGAGCCAACGCCGGAUUGAACGCUGGAGCUGGCCUCAACGCUGGAGCUGGCCUCAACGCUGGAGGAGGGCUCAAUGCCGGUGCCGGCUUGAACGCUGGAGCUGGCCUCAACGCUGGAGCUGGCCUCAACGCUGGAGCAGGGCUCAAUGCCGGUGCCGGCUUGAACGCUGGAGCUGGGCUUGGAGCCAACGCAGGGCUGGACGCUGGAGCUGGGCUUGGAGCCAACGCCGGCUUGAACGCUGGAGCUGGCCUCAACGCUGGAGCGGGCCUCCGCGCGGGUGCAGGGCUCAAUGCCGGUGCCGGCUUGAACGCUGGAGCUGGGCUUGGAGCCAACGCAGGGCUGGACGCUGGAGCUGGGCUCGGAGCCAACGCCGGAUUGAACGCUGGAGCUGGGCUUGGAGCCAACGCAGGGCUGCACGCUGGAGCUGGGCUUGGAGCCAACGCAGGGCUGCACGCUGGAGCUGGGCUUGGAGCCAACGCCGGCUUGAACGCUGGAGCUGGGCUUGGAGCCAACGCAGGGCUGCACGCUGGAGCUGGGCUUGGAGCCAACGCCGGAUUGAACGCUGGAGCUGGGCUUGGAGCCAACGCCCACUUGCGCGCGGGGGCUGGCCUAAGGGCAAACGCUGA
Molecule: messenger RNA, 1392 nt
Organism: Phytophthora sojae
Lineage: Eukaryota; Oomycota; Peronosporomycetes; Peronosporales; Peronosporaceae
Exons: 2
Source: RefSeq, a predicted model, not a curated record